Theobroma umbraticum is the source of this 2687-nucleotide messenger RNA. RefSeq names its product Leucine-rich repeat protein kinase family protein. Gene Ontology annotation, biological process: protein phosphorylation. NCBI's taxonomy places the organism in Eukaryota, Viridiplantae, Streptophyta, Magnoliopsida, Malvales, Malvaceae. Gene Ontology annotation, molecular function: protein kinase activity; ATP binding; protein binding. The record is from RefSeq and is a predicted model, not a curated record.
UUACGUUAUAAAGCUCCCUACUCCUCUCUAUUUCUCCCCCUGCUUCCUCAAUUUAAUGUCACGAAAAAAAUAUAGCCGUUGCUAAUAAUCAGAAAAAGAAAAAUCCAGCAAAAGCUUCAUGUAUUUGCUAUUUAUAUACUUGUUUUUUUUAUCCUUUUAGCUUCAAGUCAGUGAUUUGGUUCCAUUUCUGAGCAUUGUAACUGUCUCGAGAAAACGAAUAACAAUUUCUGUGUUUUUCUUUUCUAUCUUAUAAAAAGAAAAUUCAUCAUUUCCUUUGCUUUUUUGAGCCAUUUCUUAAUUAUUACUAUUCCAUUCUCACACGCUUUGGAUGCUACUUUAGCUAGAGAAAAUAAUCAUAACAAUUUGCAUUUUCACCUCUUUGGCCUUUGUUCUCACAUUCUCUCCCUCUCUGGGGUUGGUGAGUGAAAAAGGCAGAGUUUUGAAGUAUUCAACUGAGCAAAAGAAGUGAACUUGGAAGCAGAAGAGGUUUUGAGGAGUGCAGAUCUAGAAACCGAGCAGCUUAAUACCAAUAGAGGUAAGGAGGGGAACCAGGAAAAUAGCAGAAACAGCUCGUUUUUUGCUUCAAGUGUUAGGUAAGAGAGAGAGAGAGAGAUGGAAGCUUUGCACAUUUUCUCUUGGAUUUGCUUCUUGGGUUUGGUUUUGUUUCAAGGAAAUGCAGACCUAGUUGAAGAUAAGCAAGCAUUGCUUGAUUUUGUUAACAACCUGCGCCACUCUCGUUCUCUUAACUGGAAUGAGACUUCUCCGGUUUGUAAUAACUGGACAGGAGUCACUUGUAACGCUGAUGGCUCUCGGAUAAUAGCUGUUAGAUUGCCUGGAAUUGGAUUGCAUGGCCCUAUUCCUGCCAAUACUAUUAGCCGCCUCUCAGCUUUGCAGAUUUUGAGUCUUAGAUCCAAUGGUAUCAGUGGUCAUUUCCCUUCUGAUUUCUCUAAUUUGAGAAACUUGUCGUUUCUUUAUCUUCAAUACAACAACUUCUCUGGUCCAUUGCCGGUGGAUUUCUCUGUUUGGAAGAAUCUAAGUAUAAUAAAUUUGUCCAACAAUCGAUUCAAUGGGAGUAUUCCUAGUUCGCUGUCGAAUUUGCCUCACCUUGAGUCGUUGAAUCUUGCAAACAAUUCACUUUCUGGUGAAAUUCCUGAUCUGAAUUUGCCUAGCUUGCAACAGGUAAACUUGUCCAACAAUAAUCUCACUGGAGGUGUUCCAAAGUCUCUAUUAAGAUUCCCGAGUUCGUCUUUUGGAGGUAACAACAUUUCUUCUGAAAGUGUCCCUCCUCAGACUUCCCCGUAUGUUGCACCCUCUUCUGAACCAUAUCCGGCAUCCAAGAAGUCUGGGAGGCUUGGUGAAACUGCAUUGUUAGGAAUAAUAAUUGCUGCUUGUGUUCUGGGGAUCGUGGGUUUUGCAUUUUUGUUAGUUGUUUGCUGCUCAAGAAGAAAGAGUGAUGACGUGUAUUCACGGAAGCUGCAAAAGGGAGAGAUGUCACCAGAGAAAGUGGUCUCGAGGAGUCAGGAUGCAAAUAAUAGAUUGUUCUUUUUUGAGGGUUGUAACUAUACAUUUGAUUUGGAAGAUUUGUUGAGGGCUUCUGCUGAAGUAUUGGGGAAGGGGACUUUUGGUAUUUCUUAUAAGGCAGUGCUAGAGGAUGCAACCACAGUGGUGGUAAAGAGGUUGAAGGAGGUUAGCGUUGGGAAGCGGGAUUUUGAGCAACAGAUGGAAGUGGUUGGAAGCAUUAGGCAUGCGAGUGUGGUUGAGCUGAAGGCAUAUUACUACUCAAAAGAUGAAAGGCUGAUGGUUUAUGAUUAUUACAAUCAGGGAAGCGUUUCUUCCAUCUUACAUGGUAAGAGAGGAGAGGACAGAAUCCCUCUAGAUUGGGAUGCCAGAAUGAAAAUAGCAAUUGGGGCAGCAAGAGGCAUUGCCCGCAUCCAUAUGGAAAAUGGUGGCAAGUUUGUCCAUGGCAACAUAAAGUCCUCAAACAUCUUUCUCAACUCUGAACAGUAUGGUUGUGUGUCAGACCUUGGUCUGUCAACUAUAAUGAGCCCACUAGCCCCUCCCAUAUCCCGUGCUGCUGGUUAUCGUGCCCCCGAAGUGACUGACACCCGGAAAGCUAUGCAGCCUUCUGAUGUCUAUAGCUUUGGUGUGGUCCUACUGGAGCUCCUUACUGGAAAAUCCCCAAUCCAUACUACUGGUGGUGAUGAGAUUGUCCACUUAGUCAGGUGGGUUCAUUCAGUAGUUCGAGAGGAGUGGACAGCUGAAGUUUUCGAUAUUGAACUGAUGAGAUAUCCAAAUAUAGAGGAAGAGAUGGUGGAGAUGUUACAAAUAGCAAUGACAUGUGUUGUGAGGAUGCCGGAUCAGAGACCUAAAAUGCCAGAACUAGUUAAAAUGUUGGAAAAUGUCCGGCAUAUUGAAUCUGAGAAUCGGCCAUCUUCAGGAAACAGAUCCGAAAGCUCAACACCACCAGCAGCAGUGAUAAGGAGAGAAUCCUAGUCUCGCAAGGAGUCACCAUAUCCCUCUAUUAGAGUCUUUUUCAAUUCUUUUUACCUAGUUUAGUGGUGUAUUUUUUCUAAAAAAAAUUCGUUUUGCCUUUUCCAUGAACAAAUUCUGUUGAGACUUGUAUCACCCGGAUCCUGUUAAGUUAGAGUUGGGAGGUUAUGCAUUGGUGAAUCACUCUUCUUUUGAUG